CUCCCCUGGUUUAUUAUCUACGUGACCUUGACUCUUGGUAUUGUAUUUCUUCUUGUCGGCCUACAGAGCUCCCCCUCAUCUCUCUUGAACUUCGCCCCGACGAAAACUAGCAAAUUGGGAAUUAUGCUUGAAUCAGAGAAAGAACUAUGUUCCAGACCACAGAUCUAGAUUAUUGCGUUAUUUUACACAAUGGAGGAUGAUCUGGUAGAUCUGCUAGAGAAUUGGGAACUAACUCCUGCAAGCAAUUCCAUUUCUCUUGCUAUUGUGGGGAAAACAGGUAAUGGCAAGAGUGCAACAGGAAACAGUAUUCUUGGAAGAGAAGCCUUCAUUUCUGAUCUUAGUCCAUGUGGGGUAACAUGUACUUCUGAACUGAAAAGCGCUAUUUUUAAGGACGGACGUGCUGUAAAUGUUAUCGACACUCCUGGAUUAUUUGAUUUUUCAACUGGCUCUGAGUUCAUUGGUAGAGAGAUAGUAAGAUGUAUAGAUCUGGCCAAAGAUGGUCUCCAUGCUGUACUUAUGGUGUUCUCUAUCAGUUCCCGCUUUACAAGAGAAGAAGAGGCUGCUAUACAGAGUUUGAAAACCCUCUUUGGUGAUAAGAUUGUUGACUACAUGAUUGUAGUUUUUACUGGUGGAGAUACCCUUGAAGCUAGCCGAAAAACUUUGAAGGAUUACAUUAGCAGGUGUCCAGAGCCAUUGAAGAACAUUAUAAACUUGUGUAAAAACAGAGUUGUCGUUUUUGAUAAUAACACCAAGGACAAGAUUAAGAGAGAGGGGCAACUAAAACAGUUGAUCUCUCUUGUAGACUCCAUUGCCGCAAGCAAUGGGGGAAAACCAUUCUCCAGUAAAAUAUUUUCUCAAGUCAAGGAAGGAGCCUUGCGUCGGCAGCAAAUGGAGGAAGCGAUUGAAGCUAAUAAGGAGUACUCCGCGAAGGAAUUAUCUCAACUGAAGGAAGAGAUCUAUAAAUCAUAUGAUGAUCAGAUCAAACGCAUAACUGAAAUGGUAGAGGAGAAAUUGCACUUCACAAUAGAAAGGCUUGAGAAGCAAUUAGCCGAAGAGCAAACCGCGCGGCUGAAAGCAGAAAAGAUUGCAGAAGCAUCAAGGUUGAAGUCAGAUGAGGAGAUCAAGAAGCUCAAAGCUGAGCUACAGAGGGCUCUGGAAGAGUCUCAGGAGUUUCGCAAACAGGCCGAAAACAGGUGUGCCAUCCUAUGAAUGUCAAUAUUUUAACGUUGAAAUUCUUUAGUACAGUGUCUAUAUAUGUUACUAUGUUUGGUAACUUCACUCCUUAACUCUUAUUAUAUACAGCAUUUUCCAGAUACUGAUUUUAUUUGCAAAAUGAAUUAUAUAAUAUGCUUUUGGGAACUUUUUUAUUGCA
This is a messenger RNA of Dendrobium catenatum, 1372 nucleotides long. Its product is annotated as immune-associated nucleotide-binding protein 9. The transcript is spliced from 7 exons. The record is from RefSeq and is a predicted model, not a curated record. The coding region runs from base 190 to 1209 and encodes 339 amino acids. Gene Ontology annotation, molecular function: GTP binding. Lineage: Eukaryota; Viridiplantae; Streptophyta; Magnoliopsida; Asparagales; Orchidaceae.